AUGAAGACAAUAAUUCUCAUUGUUUUGGUUAUCAUUUGGAAUACGAAUGCUAAAGAGCAAUCGGUUCGAAUCAAGGGACGUUUUACUUGUCAUGGGCUGCCAGCACAAUACGCUGAGGUUCAACUUGUCAGCAAAAAGAUAAUAGGAGGUGAUGCAUUUGCUCGUGAUGUGUUCUCCGAUCCCAGUGGAGCUUUUGAAAUUGCCGGAUACAUUGAUUGGAGUAAGUAUUCCAAAAUUGACGUACGUCUCUACAUUUGGCACAAUUGCUUCGAAAAACCCUACGAGCAAUCCGAUCCUUGUAAAAAUUGGUUUGAGUUCAAAGUUCCAAAUAUUUUUAUAAACGACGGGACCCUGGCACAGAAGAAAUGGGAAUUGGGAGAAGUCAAGUUAGAAACUCCGAAAUACGGGAAAACACUCGAUGCUUGCGAUUGAAAUAUCAGAAAUUUGCGAGAAAUGAACUUGAAUAAAUAUGUAAUAAAUAGUUUUUAUAGCUG
Messenger RNA from Caenorhabditis elegans, 494 nucleotides. RefSeq names its product Transthyretin-like family protein (gene ttr-58). Lineage: Eukaryota; Metazoa; Nematoda; Chromadorea; Rhabditida; Rhabditidae. Gene Ontology annotation, cellular component: extracellular region; cell surface. The transcript has 3 exons. The record is from RefSeq and is marked reviewed. The coding region runs from base 1 to 432 and encodes 143 amino acids.